GUUCCAUUUCUAUACAAGAUAUUUAACAUAGUUGAUUUGCGAAAUAUAGAAAAUAGUCAAAUUUCUUGUAAAACUUUCACUACAUGAAAUGUUUGAAGAUGAAACGUGUAAAAAGUCUCGUCGCUCAAGGAACAACAAGCCAAUUAAAGGUCACCUUGAUCGCACAAAUAUACUUGGAAUUUGUGUUGAUCGACACCGGUCGCGUAUUUGAAUUCAGAAAUCAUCAAAUUUAACGUGUAUUUACCUUUUACCGAUCGUUACCAUCUCAGAAAGUCGAGCAGACAGGAUGUGUGAGAAGGAAGGUCAAAAGUUUAUCGGGAGGGGUACCCAUAAGGGUAAAGGGAUUGCUGUAUUCACAAGCGGUGGUGACUCUCAGGGCAUGAAUGCUGCUGUUAGGGCUGUUGUCCGGAUGGGUAUUUACUUGGGAUGUAAAGUUUACUUUAUCAAGGAGGGCUAUCAAGGUAUGGUGGAUGGUGGAGAGAAUAUGGUUGAAGCUAAUUGGUCUUCAGUCAGUUGCAUCAUCCACAAAGGAGGUACCAUUAUUGGUUCUGCUAGAUGUCAAGAUUUUAGGGAGCGUCAAGGUAGAUUGAAAGCGGCUAAGAAUCUGGUGGAUCGUGGUAUCACCAAUCUGGUGGUCAUAGGAGGCGACGGUAGUUUGACUGGAGCUGAUCUCUUCAGACAGGAGUGGUCCAGCCUUCUGGAUGAGCUUCUGGCGAUGAAACAGAUCAACGCCGAGCAACGACAAAAGUAUCGUUCUUUGCACAUCGCCGGAAUGGUCGGAUCCAUUGACAACGACUUCUGCGGAACGGACAUGACCAUUGGAACGGACAGCGCUUUGCACCGCAUCAUCGAAGCCAUAGAUGCCAUCGUCUGCACGGCGUACUCUCACCAGAGGACGUUCAUCAUGGAGGUCAUGGGCAGGCAUUGCGGUUACCUGGCAUUGGUAGCGGCUGGUGCCAGCGAGGCUGAUUAUGUUUUUAUCCCGGAGGAUCCAGCGCCUCUCGAUUGGCAAGUAAAAAUGUGCAAGAAGUUGAGCCAGGAACGUAACUCUGGGCAACGAUUGAACAUCAUCAUAGUAUCUGAGGGGGCAACGGAUAGGAACGGUCAGCCAAUAACGGCGGAGCAAGUGAAGAAGGUCAUCGUUGAUAACUUGAACCAAGAUACCAGAGUAACGGUGUUGGGUCACGUGCAAAGAGGUGGAAGUCCAUCUGCGUUCGACAGGAUUUUGGGCUGCAGGAUGGGAGCCGAAGCGGUGAUGGCUCUCAUGGAGGCCGACGACAACACCGAGCCUUGCGUCGUGACUUUGGAUGGGAACCAGGCAAUCCGAUUACCGUUGAUGGAAUGCGUCAAGAAAACCAAGGCUGUGGCAGACGCCAUGCACAGCAAGAACUUCGAACUUGCAGUGGAGCUUCGUGGAAAAUCGUUCGCUCGUAAUUUGGAGACGUACAAGCUUUUGACGCGUCUGCAACCACCCAACCGCCUGGUUGAUUAUGUGAUCGUUCAGAAUAGUUACAAUUACGGCGUCGUGUGUGUCGGAGCGCCGGCGUGCGGCAUGAACGCAACGGUUCGUUCUUUCGUGAGAAACGCCAUCUAUAGGGGCGACACCGUCUUCGGAAUCAACGAUGGAAUCGAUGGUUUGAUCGCCGGUAAUCUGAAGAAGUUGGAUUGGUCCGAUGUGACAGGAUGGGUGGCCGCGGGCGGAGCCUAUUUGGGAACGAAACGGAAUCUACCAGGAACAAGGGUCAAUUUGAUCGCCAACAAAUUAAAGGAGUUCAAUAUACACGCUCUGCUGAUCAUUGGAGGGUUCGAGGCCUAUCAGGCAGGAUUGCAGCUGACUGAAGGAAAGGAGGAGUUCAAAGAGCUGCGUAUUCCCAUCGUCGUCAUCCCGAGUACCAUCAGCAACAACGUCCCUGGAACAGAGUUUUCAUUGGGAUGCGACACGGCUCUCAACGAGAUCACCGAGAUUUGCGACAGGAUCCGCCAGUCGGCUCAGGGCACGAAGAGGCGUGUCUUUGUGAUCGAAACUAUGGGCGGGUACUGCGGUUACCUAGCAACACUAGCAGGUUUGGCUGGUGGUGCGGACGCUGCGUAUAUUUUCGAAGAAAAGUUCAGUAUUAAGGAUUUGCAGCAGGACGUGUAUCAUAUGGCAACGAAGAUGAGCGAGGGCGUGCAACGCGGAUUGAUAUUGCGUAACGAGAAGGCUUCGGAGAACUACAACACUGAUUUCAUAUACAGGUUGUAUUCGGAGGAGGGUAAGGGUCUGUUCAGCGCCAGGAUGAACGUUUUGGGGCACAUGCAGCAGGGCGGUUCUCCGACACCCUUCGAUCGCAACAUGGGCACGAAGAUGGCCUCGAAAGCUGUGGAAUGGAUCGCGGAUUGCAUCCAGAGGAGCAAGACGGAUAAGGGAAUCGAAGCGAUGUCGGCGGACACCAGCGUCCUUCUCGGCAUCGUCCGCAGACAAUACAAAUUCACUCCGCUUGCCGAAUUGAAAGAGGAGACCGAUUUCGAACACCGCAUCGCCAAAGAGCAGUGGUGGCUUAAGCUGAGACCGCUGCUGCGAAUUCUCGCCAAACACGAUUCCGUUUACGAGGAGGAAGGCGGCAUGUACAUUUCGGUGGAGGAGAACGCCAGCGAGAAUUAGAAGAACCUGAACGUGUUCAAUAUUAUUAUUAUAUAUAUAUAUGUAAUUGUGAUGUAUCAAAAGAAAUUAUUUAGA
Molecule: messenger RNA, 2716 nt
Organism: Nicrophorus vespilloides
Lineage: Eukaryota; Metazoa; Arthropoda; Insecta; Coleoptera; Silphidae
Product: ATP-dependent 6-phosphofructokinase
Exons: 11
Coding region: 287-2641 (784 amino acids)
Biological process (GO): fructose 1,6-bisphosphate metabolic process; fructose 6-phosphate metabolic process; canonical glycolysis
Cellular component (GO): cytoplasm; 6-phosphofructokinase complex
Molecular function (GO): 6-phosphofructokinase activity; identical protein binding; AMP binding
Source: RefSeq, a predicted model, not a curated record